Messenger RNA from Grammomys surdaster, 261 nucleotides. RefSeq names its product 40S ribosomal protein S27-like. Gene Ontology annotation, cellular component: cytosolic small ribosomal subunit; ribosome. Gene Ontology annotation, molecular function: structural constituent of ribosome; RNA binding. The transcript has a single exon. The record is from RefSeq and is a predicted model, not a curated record. The coding region runs from base 1 to 243 and encodes 80 amino acids. NCBI's taxonomy places the organism in Eukaryota, Metazoa, Chordata, Mammalia, Rodentia, Muridae. Gene Ontology annotation, biological process: ribosomal small subunit assembly; translation.
AUGCCUCUUACAAAGUAUCUCCUUCAUCCCUCUCCAGAGGAGGAGAAGAAAAAGGGCCUGAUGCAGAGCCCCAAUUCCUACUUUAUGGAUGUGAAAUGCCCAGGAUGCUAUGAAAUCACCACAGUCUUUAGUUAUGCCCAAAUGGUAGUCUUUUGUGUUGGCUGCUCCACUGUCCUCUGUCAGCCUACAGGUGGAAAAGCAAGGCUGACAGAAGGAUGCUCCUUCAGGAGGAAGCAGCACUGAAAGCCCCUGAUUGAAGAU